Echinostoma caproni is the source of this 531-nucleotide messenger RNA. NCBI's taxonomy places the organism in Eukaryota, Metazoa, Platyhelminthes, Trematoda, Plagiorchiida, Echinostomatidae. The record is from the annotation of a GenBank genome assembly.
AUCGGUUCGAGUGCAAUGCCGUACAAACGCAAUCCGAUUCGAUCAGAGCGAGCGUGUGCAUUGGCACGCUAUCUGAUGCAUGCUUCCGCUUCGUGCACGGCAACUGGAGCGGUGCAGUGGCUCGAACGCUCACUCGACGAUUCAGCUGUCCGACGUAUUGUUCUCUCCGAAGCAUGCUUGGCGGCUGAUGGAUGCCUGUCCUUGUUGCAGAAUGUUGCCGAAGGAUUGACAGUCUAUCCGAAGGUGAUGGAAGCAAAUCUGGCCGCGGAAUUACCGUUCCUUGCAGUCGAACAAGUCCUGGUCACCAUGGUCUCCAAAGGUGCAGCCAACCGACAGGAGUGUCACGAGCGGAUACGACAACACAGCCAAGCUGCCGCCGCCGAGGUCAAACUCAAAGGACGACCGAACGACCUAGUUGAACGCUUGAAAAGUGAUCCCUAUUUCGCUCCGAUUCAUGACAUGCUGGGCGAGUUGCUUGACCCGCGAAAAUUCAUCGGUCGAGCUGUCGAACAGGUAUGUACUGAUCUCUAG